AUGAUGAGCGAAACAAAUGUGUUGGAUGAAGCUAAUAACGUAACACCAUCAGAAGCCAGUAAAAAUAAGAUUUUAAACCUAAUAAAAGGUAUUACUCUAAAUGAUAUUAUUGGUGAAGAAAUAGAUCAUAAUAAAGAAAAUAAUAUUACCGAGAGUGAUGAUGAUGAAGACGGAGAAUCUGAAGGAAUUACAGAAUUUUUAAGGGCAAUUGAAGAAGAAAGUAAAAACAAUUCAAAAUUAAUAGGAACAAGUUUAUCAGAUGAAUGUAGUGAUUUAGAAGUGUCGAUUAUAUCAGAAAUAUCAGAAUGUAGAAAUGAAAUGGAUGCAUUUGACAAUUGGCGAAGUUUGGGAGAGAAUAACGAAGUUGUGGACAUUCUAGAGGUCAAACAAGAUUCGAAUCAGUUGGAUCUUCAUCCGUCUUCUGCAAUUUCUAAAGAAUUGCCUUCAACCUCUGAGCAAAACAAUAAUUUAGAUGAUUUAAUGUCUAGCUCUGAUUCGUCUCCUAAACAAAAUAGAACCAGAGUAAUUGUCAAUUCACUCGUUAAAUACGAGUUAACUUCUGAUUAUAGCGAUGCUGAGAGAGUGCAUUAA
Molecule: messenger RNA, 591 nt
Organism: Psylliodes chrysocephalus
Lineage: Eukaryota; Metazoa; Arthropoda; Insecta; Coleoptera; Chrysomelidae
Source: the annotation of a GenBank genome assembly